AUGCACCAUAUUCGAAGCAGAUUGCGAGACGUGUCUCGAACUCCCAGAAUUCUCCUGCCACUUGUGGUUUUGGCCCUGAUAUGUAUUUUCGGUACGCGGAGAAUUCGUGAAGUCUCUCGCGAAGGUGUCGAGCGACAAAUUGUAAGGCAGCAUGGAGGCACUUAUGGCAUACCGAAAGAUCCUACACCAAGCAUCAAUUUGGUUAUUGCCGCGACGUCCAAGGAGGACUAUUCAUGGGUGAAGAAACUCAAAGUCCCCAACCUGAAGGUCUUGCCAUACAUUGCAGAUAAUUACAGUGCCGCGUACCACACCAAGAUGAACAAGGGACACGAGGCCAUGAUUUACCAUCAAUAUUUUUAUGACUUCUAUGAUGAUUUGCCCGGCUGCUCUACCGUCCUCAACACCACUGCAGGUGAGAAAAGUCCUGCCGGAAUACCAGAGCAGCGGGUCAUGCAGGACUCAUUUCGCGCCAACUUCGAUAUAUACGACAUACCCGAAUCUCUGGCGAGUCCAUGUUGUAGUCAGAUUGUGGUCGUGAGAGAAGUCAUACAGGCCGUGCCAAGAACACAGUACAAUCGCCACAUUGAGUGGUUACUCAAAACUGAUUUGAAGGAUAAUCUUUCCGGUAGAGUUUGGGAGCAUAUGUGGCAUUACUUAUUCCUGCACAAAACAAUCGAUUGUCCCAUCGAACACCUAGCCUACUGUCGACUUUAUCACAUAUGUUUCGGGGGUAAAGAAGCCUACGAAGAAUGGGUUGGGCUAAACGAGGGAAGGGAAAGUCUGGAACGCGAAUUGAAGAAACUCGACGAAGCGGCUAAGGAUGAGAAGGGUAAGGGCAAAAGUAAUAAGAAUUCGACAAAGGGCAGCGACAAGUCAUCGGAGAGCAACAGUAUCAAAAAAGCAAAAGAGGCAACGAGGAAAUCGCUCAUGGAACAAGUAAGCUCAUUGAAAGAAAUCAUCAGGAUCCAAAAGGAGGUCGCGGUAGCCCGGGGUCUGGUCGAGGCUAAUCGUGAUGCGGAGGGUGAUGUUGAAUCUAUGGAUGCAAGUAAUGUGGUUGAUCAGGAAUUGAUCGUUUAG
Molecule: messenger RNA, 1077 nt
Organism: Sclerotinia borealis F-4128
Lineage: Eukaryota; Fungi; Ascomycota; Leotiomycetes; Helotiales; Sclerotiniaceae
Source: the annotation of a GenBank genome assembly